CGGCAGGAGCUACCAGCACCAGGCUUCAUGGAACCUUCCGGGAUUGGAGGGCAAAUCCAAGUAUCCUUUUAAACCUGCUGCCUGGCCUGGCCUGGGCCGGGCCACUACCCGCUGCAAUUACGGUCACCGGCUCCAGGCGUUCUCCUGCAGCGAGAGCCGACACUUUUCCCUCCAUCAGAAACAAAGUAACAAACCAACAAGAAACAGCAACAACAAUUGCAACAUUGGCCAUGUCCAGGGAAGUGUUACCGGGUCCGGGAAAGCCCGAAACCGCCGCUGAUUCCCUCUGGGCGGCUGCCGGGGCAUGCGGCGGGCCCGGGCGGCCGCUGCUGAUCUUCUCCUCCUCCCCUCCACCACCUUCUCCUUCCCCGUCCCCAGCAGGAAGUGGCCCGGUUGAGGCGGAGAGGUCGGGGACCGGGCCCCGGGCGGAGGCAGCUCAGGGGGUCCUACUGUUCGCUGCUACCCCCCUGGGUCCCGGCUCAACCGAGUGGGGACAGCGGCCCCCCCUGGGGCGUCCGCCGGUGAAGAGGAAGUUGGAGCUGGAGAGUGAUCAUCAGUAUCUGGCUGUGGAAAUGGUGAGCCCCAAAGGGAAAGGCAAGUCUUCAGGGAGAGGCCUGAAAUCCCCAGUGGAGAAGACGCGAUACGACACGUCUCUGAGCUUGAUCACCAAGCGGUUUACCCACUUGUUGGCGCAGUCUCCAGAUGGCGUGCUGGACCUGAACUGGGCAGCACAAGCCCUCGAAGUUCAGAAACGCAGAAUCUACGACAUCACCAACGUCUUGGAGGGUAUCAAACUCAUCACCAAGAAAUCCAAGAAUCACAUUCAAUGGCUGGGUGGGCAUCAGUUCCUGGACGGUGAGGUCCUUGCCCGGUACCAGGCCCUGGUGAAGGACAUUGCUGAACUGGAUGAAAACGAUCGGAAGCUGGAGGAGCUGAUCCAGAGCUGCACCCUGCAGCUCAAACUGCUGACAGAGGACUCGGAAAGCCAGAAAUUUGCCUACGUCACAUGUCAGGACUUGCGCAGUAUCGAAGAUUUGGCUGAUGAGAUGGUGAUGGUCAUUAAAGCUCCCGCUGAUACCAAACUUCAGGUGACUGAUCCCAGUGAGGCACUUCAGAUCUCGUUGCAGAGCAGCAGAGGGCCUGUGGAUGUCUUCCUGUGCCCCGAGAGCGGUUCGGGAACUUGCAGUCCUGUGAAGAGCCUCAGCAGCCCCGUGAAGAUCAGUCCUGUUAAAGUCAGCCCCAUCCGCAUGGGCAGCCUGGGUCCGGUGACCCACCAGGAACUGGUAGGAAGCACUUCCCAGGGCACCAUCCUCUCGUCAUCUUCAAGCCAUGACCAAGGGACGCACCUUGCAAGUAAUACAUCCUCCCCAUUGGGAGGAGUUGUGGACAUUAACCUCUCCCCUUUGACCUCAGCUGUCAAUCUUCUACAGCAGCCGGACGACACCCUUCCCACAAUCCCAUUCGACGACAUGUUUGUCAAUCUCUCUCCGCCAGUUUUUCAGGAUUACCAUUUUGGUUUAGACGAAGGGGAAGGGAUCAGCGAAUUGUUCGACUGUGACUUUGAUACAUUACCACCGCUGGAGUUCUGAGGGAGUGUUUGGGGGUAAGUUAGGAGCCAGCCUGUGUUAGUCUGUAGCGGAAACAGAAUUUGCUGGAGGAACUCAGCAGGUCUGUGCAGAGAGAAAGCAGAAUCAGCGUUUCAGAUCAAGUGGCCUUUCUUCAGAAUUUCCAUCAUCUGCACUUCUUGUGUGUUUUUGUCUUGGUUUACUGUGUUAUUCUGUCCCGGAAAUGUUUGGGAAGGGCUUUCUCCCAUUCCCUCGUGUGAUCGAUCAGCUGGAGUUGCUGGAAUCGCUGGAAGAUGAAAGUUUGAGGCUGGAAUGAAUUUACUCAUUCCAUGGUUCCUGCUCUCUAUGAAGGUGCCCUCCCUUCCUGAACCACAGAGUACAUUAUUGUGUGUCCCCCCCCACCGCACCCCCUCCAUUUCCUUUCCUCCCUUCCCUGUUUUUGUUUAUUCUUUUGUGGAAUGUGAACAUUGGCGAGACCAGCAUUAAUUAUUCUUCCCUAAUUGCCCUUGAGCUGAGUGACCAACUGGGAUGUGAAGAGUUGACUGUAUAGCUGUUGUCUCUGGAGUUACAUGUAGGCCAGGCAGGAUAAGCUCAGCAAUUACCUUCCUUAAAGGACAGGAAUUUUUGUCUUAAAACAAUAAUUGUUGCUGAAACUAGCUUUAGUUUCCAGUUUAAUUGAACCAAUUUAAAUUCCACCAACUGCCUUGACAGAUUGAAGCCUUGUCUACAGGCCAUUCGCCUGGGCCUCUGGAUUGCUAACAUAGGGACAUUACGGUUACACUACCAUCUCCUCGGGCCAUCAUCUGCACAUCAGACACUUGUUCUUAGCAACCAAACGACUGUGACAGGACCAUUGUAGGAGCUGUGCUCCUCCAGCUCCACACUGUGUUAUCUCUGACUCCAGCAUCCAAGGUUCUUACUGUCUCCGUGUAGGAGCCAUGCUCGGACAGUGGGCGGGGAGGCCCCACACAUAUCCCAGCAUUCCUCUCUUCCCUGUCCUGAGGGAGCAGCGCUGUGCACCUGAGGGGAAGUGGCACAUGGUAAGUGGAUAAACCCGGCAAUUCAUUCCGAAAGGCCCACACUUCCUGUGCAGUGCAGAUCCUCACUGGCUCGCACCAACAGAGCCAGCAGCUUUGGCACAAAUCGACAGUGGGUGGAGGGGGUGGGGUGGGUUGCUGUCUCUGUUAAACUGAAGGCAGCUCUCCUGGCUCUCUCCUACUGAAGCAAACUCUUUGUUCUGUGGAUGGUAUUAAUUUUAAGCAAUCAUUUGGUGCAGGAGUGAAGGCAACACGCUGUUGAAGCUUCCCGUUUUUCACUGAGCACAAAUGGCAAGUUUGUGCCUCCCUGCCCCUGCCAGGGGAACUCUGUGCACAAUAUCCAUGAGAUCAGCAUGUCACUUCUAAACUCUUGCCCAGCAGCGAAAGAACGUUUAUCAAAUAAAUCACCAGAACCUGUGUCAGAAUCAAUCGCACCCUUUUCCUCCUGCUGUGUACAUUGCCAAAUUCAAAGUGAACAUCAUUCUUGCAACUGUCUGGUCAAGUGCGAGACAGAAAGCUUUGAAACCAUAACUGCCAGGAUUUAAUUUUGUUGUGAAUCAGCAUUCCUCUUUUCUCUUGGCAAGGAUUUGCCCCGAUCGACCUCUCUCUCUCCUCCCAGCUGUUUGUUUGUUCCAGCCAGAGGCUGAAACCUUUCCCUGGCUGAGGAAUAUUCCGAGAUUUCCAGCAGGCGCCAUGUUGGUGUGGAUUCUGUGCGACAGAGCCACCUGUGCAGUCAGAGGUGGGGUGGGAGGAGGAAUGGAUGGGGUUGGAGAAACCACCACCCUCUUCUCCAGGCCGGGGUGUGGGGGUGCUGUUGGGCUUGGAGCGUUGCUGAAAUUGACAUCCCCGGUGAAAGAUCCCAUUUCCCGUGAAGGGGAACCAUUUUUGCCCACUGAGUCUUUUCGGGUUGGGUGGAGUAGGAUGGGCGCGCUCUUCGCAGGAGUGGUCCUGAUGCUACUGUGGCGUUGCCAUUAUGAUGCGGUGGGGGCCCAAGCUUCCUGUUAACCUGUUGGUUUAGAAAUUCCCAUUGGCCGGGCAGGUGAGUGACUGAGAGUCACCUCUGGGGUCGUUAGGUGGCUGUUGGGGGCCUCUAACUGAACCCGUGAGCAUCCAUUCCCUUCCCCAACUCUCACCCCCACCACCCAGGCAAUGCCAACUGUCCAGGCCAUUUUCAGUGCACCACUUACCCACCUCUGAGCAGUUUGAGGGUUACGUUACGAAGCAAAGCUCAGGCCCUGAAGGGAGAGGGGUAGAAUUUGGAUUUAUAUAGCGCCUUCUAUGACUCUUGACAACAGCCUUUGAUGCAACAGAGGCAUUUCACAGGGCCGCUCUUAAAAUGCAUGUCCAAGCUACUGAGGGAUGAUCAGAACAGUGGGCUUCAGAGAAUGUCUGAAUGCCAAAGAGUGGGAGGCAGAGGUUUAAGGAGGGAAUUCUGAAGCAGAGAGCAUAGGGCUCUCGAGUCACAGCUGCUGAGGGUGGAGUAGUUAAAAUCGGGAAGGCUGGAGAGGCCAGAAUGGUAGUGAGUGCACAGGGACUUGGAGGGUUGGAGGUCAGAGGAGGCUGU
Molecule: messenger RNA, 4166 nt
Organism: Stegostoma tigrinum
Lineage: Eukaryota; Metazoa; Chordata; Chondrichthyes; Orectolobiformes; Stegostomatidae
Product: transcription factor E2F1-like
Exons: 7
Coding region: 231-1589 (452 amino acids)
Biological process (GO): regulation of transcription by RNA polymerase II; G1/S transition of mitotic cell cycle
Cellular component (GO): Rb-E2F complex
Molecular function (GO): protein dimerization activity; RNA polymerase II cis-regulatory region sequence-specific DNA binding; DNA-binding transcription factor activity, RNA polymerase II-specific
Source: RefSeq, a predicted model, not a curated record